Molecule: messenger RNA, 2469 nt
Organism: Papilio xuthus (Asian swallowtail)
Lineage: Eukaryota; Metazoa; Arthropoda; Insecta; Lepidoptera; Papilionidae
Gene: Ppt2
Product: palmitoyl-protein thioesterase 2
Exons: 7
Coding region: 241-1098 (285 amino acids)
Cellular component (GO): lysosome
Molecular function (GO): palmitoyl hydrolase activity; thiolester hydrolase activity
Source: RefSeq, a predicted model, not a curated record
ACAGAAUGUAAUAUAAAAUACAUAAUAAAUUAAUGAACUAAUUUAUAUGGAAGACUCAAAGGACUAACUUAGAUCUACCUUUUGCCCCCCGCUAAAUGAUAACAAAAUAAGGGACAUUAGUGUUCUCACGGUUAUACGUAUUUUUAUGCGGUAAUCUAUUUUCAAGGGUAUUUAAUUAUUCGAGGUCGAUUACGUUAAACAGCUGUUUUGAUAAGGUACAAACAAAAGAAAGACGCAAACAUGUUCUUGAAAAUAACUUCUGCAUUUUUACUAUUAUUUAUCACUUUAAGUGCAAGUUAUAAACCAGUUGUUUUAAUUCAUGGCAUUAUGACGGGAAGCGGGAGUAUGGAAAUUAUUAAAUUCAGGAUAAAAGAGAAACACCCUGGUACAGUUGUAUAUAAUGUAAAUAGGUUUGAAAGUUGGUCCAGUUUAGAAACAAUGUGGCAUCAAGUGUUGGAAAUUGGUCUAGAUGUGGCCAACAUCUCAUCCAAACAUCCAGAAGGUAUUAAUAUUAUAGGAUACUCACAAGGAGGUCUAGUUGCGAGAGGUAUCAUACAAACUUUUCCGAACAUAACAGUGGAUACUUUUAUAUCUUUGAGUUCACCACAAGCUGGACAGUAUGGAGCUGGUUUUCUCCAUGUUGUGUUUCCUGGUUUGGUUAAGGAGACGGCAUAUGAGCUGUUUUACUCCCGUUUGGGACAGCACACUUCAGUAGGCAACUAUUGGAGAGAUCCAUAUCAUCAAAAGCUUUAUGAAACAUACAAUGUGUAUCUACCUUAUAUUAAUAAUCAUAUCAAAUCUAAGAGAUCCAAAGAUUUCAAGGCCAACUUGUUGAAAGUCAAACGAUUGGUCCUUGUUGGUGGUCCUGAUGACCAAGUUAUAACACCAUGGCAGAGCAGCCAAUUUGGAUACUACGAUGGUAAUGAAACUGUGGUGGAAAUGAAGAACCAGGAUAUUUACGUGGAGGAUCACAUCGGGCUGCGUUCACUGGAUAUGUCUGGUCGUCUGCAUCUCCUCACUGUGCCAGGAGUCAACCACUUCGAUUGGCAUAUGAAUGUCAGCAUAGUUGAUGAUUUUCUAUUACCCUACUUAGAUUAAACGUGUCCCAAUUUUUAUGGCCACCAGUGUAAAAAUUAAUUAGCAAUUAUUAAUGUCAAUAAUCAAUUUUUUUGAAUGAUUUUGUAAACUAGUUAUUAAAAUUUUAUCUUAGCUACCGUAACGAGUCGUAAUAUAAUAUAGUGAUAUUAAAAACGGGUUUAAAACAAGAUGGCGGUUGAAUUUUUGGUAUUGACAUUUUAAUUUUUUUUUAAAUUGACUAGCCAUGAACAAAAAUGAGAUUGACAAAUGUGAUAUUUACAUUAAUAAAAGUAGCACCAAAGAUCAAUCAUCGAGUCUUUAUAUUAUAACAUUUAAAAAUUAAAAAGCCAUAUUGAAUCUCUUAUAAUACAAGCUUCUUUGAACAAAUCUCAGUAAUUAGUUAGUGUAAUUUUUUUUCUUCAUUAAGAAUAAGUAGGAGAAUUUUUUUUUAUUAUCGCGAAUUUACUUUCGUUAGAUCUGCGUACAAAAUAAUGUAAUUAAUUACAUUAAUAAUAUGUAGUUAUGGUAAAAAUGUAUAAAAAUGAUAAGGUUUUAAUGUAAAAUAUUGUAUAGCCUGUCCAGGAAUAUAAAAUACCACGCCAUGUUGCGGAAAAAUAUUUAAUUUCUUUGCGAUGUAAUAAAGAAGUCGGUUGUGGAGCUCCUAGGUACGGAUUUUAUAUUCUUGGUUAGUCUGGUUUUCAUUUUAUAAUCACUAUUAUAUUAUUUUACUUGAUUUUUUAAACCAAAAUUAACUUUUUAAAUUGCUUAAACAUUUUUACAUAUUUAACAUACCCUUAUGUCUUACAUUUUGCUCUCUUUUCUUUGUUUUUUGUAUUUAAAAUUAUAUGUUAAGAGGAAUUACAAAAAAAUUGUAAUUUUUGCUCCGGAUCUUUUUUUAUUAAGACAGCGCCAUCUGUCGAUAAAACUAUGAAUAAUUGUACAUGAUAAUUUGAAUUCUGUGCAGUUACAACGUUUUUUCCUUGCUUCUUUGAAACUAUUUGUAUCUGUGCCAAAUGUUCUUGGCACAAUAUUAUAUUUGAACUAAAUGGAACCGUAUUUUAAAUUACGUUUACUCAGUAAUCUUUGUUUUUCUACGUAAAGCUUUGGUUUUGUAGAAUUUUGUAUCACAACAUUUAUCUUUUUCUAAUCUCAGGAAUUACUGAUCUGAUUAUUUUAUUUAUCGGACAGCCCAGUUAUUAUUCGGUUCCACUUUUUUUUUUAUAGAAAUUCGUGACAAAAGAAACAGCUAGUCUGAUCUUGUUUUGCAUGCUAUAUAUAAUAAAAAACCUGGUCUCCAAUAAGUUAUGUCAAACCCGCAAACAAAAGAAUCUGGCUUUGUUACAAAUUAAUUUAUAACAUACUAGCUGUCGCCCGCGACUCCGUCCGCGCGGG